ACUUGACUGUCAUUCUUGUAGUUCCUGUAUUUAUUUUAUUUUAUUGGUACCUCAACAUUUCUGCUGUGACCACCUCACCUUGAAUUUCUUAGUAGGAUGGAUGACCAGCAGAACAUCACAUUCAUGUGGCCAAGUCAUCUUCCUCCAGACAAUCCCAUGAUGAGAAACCUCAAUAGCACAGAGGAGUACUUAGCUUACUUGUGUGGUCCCAAGCGCAGUCGCCUAUCACUACCGAUGACUCUAGUCUAUGCAGCUAUAUUUUUUAUUGGAGUAAUUGGAAACACACUUGUAUGCUUGGUCAUCUUAAAACAUCACAAUAUGAGGACCCCUACCAACUAUUACCUGUUUAGUUUAGCAGUGUCUGACCUCUUAGUUCUGCUCCUUGGGAUGCCUCUUGAAGUGUAUGAAAUGUGGAGCAACUACCCUUUCCUCUUUGGUGCCUGGGGUUGCUACUUUAAAACAGUUCUUUUUGAAACAGUCUGCUUUGCCUCCAUACUAAGUGUCACCACCGUCAGUGUGGAGAGGUAUGUGGCCAUCAUCCAUCCAUUUCAAGCCAAGCUGAAAAGCACUCGGAGCAGGGCUCUCAAAAUCCUGGUCACUCUCUGGAUCUUCUCUAUUCUUUUUUCCAUCCCAAACACCAGCACACACGGUAUUCUACUGCAGUACUUCCCCAAUGGAAGCCUCAUCCCUGAUUCGGCCACUUGCACUGUGGUUCAACCUCUGUGGAUUUAUAACUGCAUUAUCCAAGUGACCUCACUGCUGUUCUAUAUUCUUCCAAUGGGGGUUAUCAGUGUCCUCUACUGUCUGAUGGGAAUAAAACUCAGGGGAGAUCAUUCACUGGAAGCGAAUAAAAUGUCUGUGAAUGUCCAGAGACCAUCUCGGAAAUCUAUCACUAAAAUGCUGUUCGUCUUGGUGAUGGUAUUUGGUGUCUGCUGGGCUCCAUUCCAUGUGGACAGAUUAUUCUUCAGCUUUGUGGUGGACUGGACUGAGCAUUUAGCCAAUGCCUUCAACUUAACCCAUGUGGUGUCAGGAGUCUUCUUCUACCUCAGCUCGGCUGUCAAUCCUUUGAUCUACAAUCUCCUAUCCAGGCGCUUCCGCUCUGCGUUCCAAAAUGUCUUGCCCCAUCUCUUCAAGAGCUGGAAACCCAAGAUUCCUGUGCAGGCAUUAGCCCCCCAGAAGAGAACCCUCAUUUUGGCUGUUCGAAAUCGUAUGGAUUCAGGAGAAGAAGGGAGUCCAACUUUCCCCCACCGCACCUCUGUGUGCAGCUCCCAUCUCUCCACUGUCCUCUGA
This is a messenger RNA of Xenopus laevis (African clawed frog), 1290 nucleotides long. It is a transcript of the gene nmur2.S, whose product is annotated as neuromedin U receptor 2 S homeolog. Gene Ontology annotation, molecular function: neuropeptide receptor activity; G protein-coupled receptor activity; neuromedin U receptor activity. The transcript is spliced from 4 exons. Lineage: Eukaryota; Metazoa; Chordata; Amphibia; Anura; Pipidae. Gene Ontology annotation, cellular component: membrane; plasma membrane. The record is from RefSeq and is a predicted model, not a curated record. Gene Ontology annotation, biological process: G protein-coupled receptor signaling pathway; neuropeptide signaling pathway; signal transduction. The coding region runs from base 97 to 1290 and encodes 397 amino acids.